AUGUUUCCCUGCAGCGCGCUGCCGCCUCCUCUCUACCCGGGCUUACUGCCUCCUCCCGCGGGCUUCUCCUCUCCGCUGAGCCGCUCCCUGCGCUCCGGCUUCCUGGUGGAGGACCUGCUCCGGCUGAGCCAGCCCGUGUCCUACCUGCACCGGGGCCUCUCCUCCAGGGGCCCCGGGGACGUGCUGCAGCUCAGCCCGCGGCCGGGCAGCGAGCCGGGCUCCGGGCAGCAGAGCCGCGGCAGCCCCGGGUCCCUGCAGACCUCCUGCCCGGACUCCGGGUUCCUCAAGUUCGGCGUCAAUGCGAUUCUGGCCCCGUCCACGCGGAGCGUUCAGAGUUUCCAGAAGUCGUUUCCUUUACCUUUCUUUGACGGAGGCUUGCAUCCGUUCAUCAGAGCCACUUAUCUCACAGCCUCCUCCUCUGUGAUCCCCGUCCCGGGAACCUUCUCCUGGCCCCUGGCCCCCCGAGGGAAGCCCAGGAGGGGCAUGCUGCGGCGGGCCGUGUUCUCCGACCUCCAGAGGAAGGCGCUAGAGAGAACCUUCCAGAAACAGAAAUACAUCAGCAAACCAGACCGGAAGAAACUCGCCGGGAAACUGGGCCUCAAGGACUCGCAGGUGAAGAUCUGGUUUCAGAACCGCAGGAUGAAAUGGAGAAACUCGAAGGAGCGGGAGCUGCUGUCGACCGGCGGCUGCCGCCAGCAGACCCUCCCCACCAAGACCAACCCGCACCCCGACCUCACCGACGUGGGCAGCGCCACCUGCUGCCACCGGCUCGACAGAACCACCCCCGACAGCCAGGAGUCACACCUGCACCACCACAGUCGUCGUCAUCAUCAUCUUCAUCAUCACCACAGCCCCUCGUCCCCGUCGGAGUCCAGCAAACAGUCGGAGCUCUCAGAGUCGGACGGUGAAGAAAUCAACGUCUCGUAAAGAUUUUUAUAAAACCCUCCACGAUAAAGAGAAACUGUCUGAGACUGAAGAGAAGAUGAGUGGAGGUCAGAUCCAGAUGAGUGGAGGUCCGAUCCAGAUGAGUGGAGGUCAGAACCAGAAGAGUGGAGGUCCGAUCCAGAUGAGUGGAGGUCCGAUCCAGAUGAGUGGAGGUCCGAUCCAGAUGUGCCUCGUCCACAGCGGUUUCUCCUCGGGCCAUAUUUCUGUACAGUGUUUGUUUCACAUCUAUAUGAACCUCAGUCUAUCUAUAUACAGUAAAGGAGAAACACUGAGCGCUUUUAGAUUUAAUAUUUGUAGAUUUAAAUGUUUAACACUUUCAUGUACAAAUUUUUUC
Messenger RNA from Platichthys flesus (European flounder), 1279 nucleotides. Its product is annotated as homeobox protein DBX1-B-like. The coding region runs from base 1 to 927 and encodes 308 amino acids. The transcript is spliced from 4 exons. Gene Ontology annotation, molecular function: DNA-binding transcription factor activity, RNA polymerase II-specific; DNA binding. Lineage: Eukaryota; Metazoa; Chordata; Actinopteri; Pleuronectiformes; Pleuronectidae. The record is from RefSeq and is a predicted model, not a curated record. Gene Ontology annotation, biological process: cell differentiation in spinal cord; regulation of transcription by RNA polymerase II.